UCCAAACGAGAGUUUCUUCGGUUAAAAGCGGAUGGAGUUGAAUUAAUUGAUUUUCCAGACCAGUCACCACCAGAGACAGAGAGGGUUUAAGCCUUGAAGAGGCUUCAAUUUUGCCUAAGGCUAUCUUUCUUCGAUUGGAUUCUGCUCCAUUACUAAGGCUUCUUUUGUAUUUAGAGAUGGCAAGUGGAUUUGGGGAAUCAGCAAGCAGGCCGCCCCAAAGCCCUUCUUGUUCAGGCAGUGGUAGUAACGAUGCUGGUCACUUUGAGUGCAAUAUCUGCUUCGAAUUGGCGCAGGAUCCAAUUGUGACUUUGUGCGGUCACCUUUUCUGUUGGCCUUGCCUUUACAAGUGGCUCCACAUUCACUCGCAUUCUCAGGAGUGCCCAGUUUGUAAGGCUCUUGUACAGGAGGAGAAAUUGGUUCCUCUUUAUGGCAGGGGAAAGACACCCAGUGAUCCAAGAUCUAAAUCAAUUCCUGGAGUUAAUAUUCCCAAUCGUCCAGCUGGGCAGAGGCCGGAAACUGCUCCACCACCAGACACUAACCAUUUCCCACAGCAUGGGCUUGGCUUCAUGGGGUUCCCUCCAAUGGCAACUGCGAGGUUUGGGAACUUCACACUCUCUGCAGCAUUUGGUGGUCUGAUUCCAUCCCUGUUUAAUCUUCAGGUGCAUGGGAUCCCUGAUGCAACCGUUUAUGGAGCUGCUGCGGGUUUUCCCUAUGGAUUUGCUAAUUCAUUCCAUGGGGCUCAUCCCCAUGGGUUCACUCAACCCACAACUCAAGGACAACAGGCUGAUUCCUAUUUGAAGGCGCUGCUUUCUCUGGUUGGUUUCUUGGUGAUCCUUGCUCUAAUUUGGUCGUAGAUGAAUGUGUCUACCACCAUUUGGAUUUCUGAUGGAUAUCCAUGAUUAUUAUAAUCACAUGUUUGUAAAUUCAUGAGUUUAAUUGAGGUUUAUGGUCGAGGAAAUUGUUGGUAUGAUACUUUUCUGCUGCUCUUGUAGCUUGUGUUAUUUCAGCCAUUAGCAUCUGUAGUGUGACUUAAAAUGUCUCUUAACUGGAUUGAAGACCUCUAUUUAACAUAAAAGAGAGAGAAAAAAAAGAAGAAGAAGAAGAAAAGUAUUGCGCACCUCUUUCUUUCUCUUUCUCUCAUUUAAAAGCUUCAUGUCAAAGAAUGAUGCAUCAGCUAAGUGCAGAUUAAUGUGUUGUUACAA
This is a messenger RNA of Macadamia integrifolia, 1202 nucleotides long. Its product is annotated as E3 ubiquitin-protein ligase RNF185-like. The record is from RefSeq and is a predicted model, not a curated record. The transcript is spliced from 2 exons. Gene Ontology annotation, biological process: ubiquitin-dependent protein catabolic process. Bases 177 to 854 code for a protein of 225 amino acids. Gene Ontology annotation, molecular function: metal ion binding; ubiquitin-like protein conjugating enzyme binding; ubiquitin protein ligase activity. Lineage: Eukaryota; Viridiplantae; Streptophyta; Magnoliopsida; Proteales; Proteaceae. Gene Ontology annotation, cellular component: endoplasmic reticulum.